AUGUUACUACGUUCCAUUAUAAGAUAAACGUUCAAGAUGUGUGUCCAUGUGGCGCAGCACUAACCGUGCCACCUAAAUAUAAAAAAAAAAAAAAAAGACAUCCGCCCCCACAUCCACAACGACCUUGCUCCGCCACCCACAAAUAAUUUUAGCCCCGAUGCACUGCUUAUGCUAUUCUUAGGAAGCUAGCUUAAGUCUAAUACUUUUAGCUACCCACUUAUGUUUUCCACCUUACGAUUCUAUCGACGUUUUAUAAAAAUUCUAUCUGUCCUGCCAUUUACUCGGGAAUAUUGCAAAAUCCGUAUUUUUCUUAUGAGAAAAUGCAAAUUCUCGACCUACCAAAGGAGCUCUUCAGGGAGAUUAUUGAGUCUGUCGUUAUCCUAUCCGGAGUCUCCGGUUCUUUGCACUUGCGCCUAGUCUGCAAGACUUUCGGCUACGAGAUUCAGGAAGCAUUGUUUAGUACUCGCUGUAUUCUGACCUUUAGAGACGCGCGAUUCCUGGCAGCGAGCUCAAUGUGGACUUGGCCUUUAUUAUCACACGCAUUGUACACCCAGCUGUUCGGGAAAAACAACCAUGGCUGCCGCAUCGCGCUCUUCGUGCGAACCACUACCAGCGCUAUAAUGGCUAUCCAUACCAGUGGAGAAAAAGAAGAAAACAGCGAAGAGCGUUUCACGCAGGCUGCAUGUGCUUGUCUUGUAGCCCUCGGCGCUGGUGCUAUACUCGUGCAUCUUGACGGCAGCAGCAGGGAAACUUUCCCUUGUUGGGAUCUCGAGUUUGAGCAAAACUUCGAGAUUAAAGAGCAUGACUGCCUCGAAGCCGAGUGCUUAACACUCGCCGCAUAUGUUGGCGAUACAGCACUCUUCGGCGAUUUCUGCAAGAUCAUUAGCAGUAAAUAUGGCGAUACAAGCCUGCGACUCGAUCUUCACACCCGUUUCGGAAUACCGCUCUGGGCGGCCACUAUACAAGGACACACAGAAAUUAUGAGGUACCUCUUGAAGAGUGGGAAGCAACAUGGUGUUGCCCGUUGUUUCGAAAACGACGGACAACCAAACCAUUCUAGACGACCUGUUCCUAGCCCCUUUGUUGCAGCCACCGCAUCAGCCUUGGAGGGCAAAAAGGACGCCCUCAGUCUGCUUCUAGAUCCCGAGUAUGGCUAUGAAGCCGCAACGUGGGAAAUGAGGGAAGCUAUGGUUUUAGCCUCGCGAGCAAAUAAUGUCAGUGUUCUGUCAUUUCUGCUCGCUCAAUGGAACGAGAAAAGUGUCGAUGCUGAGCCACUCUGGAGUGACUACGCUCUGGAUAUGGCUCUAGUCGAGAGCUGUUCUGGAGGAGCACAUUCCACUGCACGGGUCUUGCUGCAAGCUGGUGCGGACCCAGAUGCGGCGGGAGGAGAUAACCGCACAUGCCUACAGCAUGCGGCCAGGUCGGGUAACUUAACACUCGUUCGAAUGCUGUUGAACGAGGAUGCCAGCAUGGUCCCCGCUCGAGUACACUACUCCCCCUCCUCGAACGAAUACAUACUCUCCAGCAAAUGUCCAAAUGCGAUACAAGAGGCAAAGAAGCGCGGCUUCAACCAUAUCGUCGAAGUGCUAGAAGAAAUCAAGGUGGCCCGAGGCUAUAAGAUGAGCGGGCUUGAGUACACUCUAGCUCCUAGAGUUGCGAACAAUCCAAGUGGAAGACCUAUGCCUCAUUUGGCAAAAAAGGUCGAGUAUUUACGCCCGACAAAGCCGAGAAGGUACUCUAUAGAAAUUGAGAUGUAG
Aplosporella prunicola CBS 121167 is the source of this 1757-nucleotide messenger RNA. RefSeq lists its product as uncharacterized. NCBI's taxonomy places the organism in Eukaryota, Fungi, Ascomycota, Dothideomycetes, Botryosphaeriales, Aplosporellaceae. The transcript is spliced from 2 exons. The record is from RefSeq and is a predicted model, not a curated record. The coding region runs from base 321 to 1757 and encodes 478 amino acids. Gene Ontology annotation, molecular function: protein binding.